This is a messenger RNA of Notodromas monacha, 4052 nucleotides long. The record is from the annotation of a GenBank genome assembly. Lineage: Eukaryota; Metazoa; Arthropoda; Ostracoda; Podocopida; Cyprididae.
AGGAUCGUGAAAAACGUCAUGGCGACCAGUGCCCUUCGUUUGACGUACAAGCGAGCGGAUGUUUUUCGUUCUUUCUUGAAAGCAGGAAUUCAGCGAAAUUUAUCAAGUUCACCCAUUCGUCCGUCGCCGGAAAAUCCUGUAGUUGCUGUGGUGUUAUCAGGGAGCGGUGUUUUUGAUGGUUCAGAAAUACACGAGGCAUCUGCUUGUCUCGUGCAUUUGACGCGUGGCGGUGCGAAACCACUCCUGUUCGCCCCUGAUUUGAAGCAAAUGCAUGUAAUAAAUCAUGCUAAGGGCUUACCAGCGGAGAAUGAAACCCGGAAUGUUCUUGCGGAAUCCGCCCGGAUUGCGCGAGGAAAAAUUGAAUCGUUGUCAUUGCUUUCUGUUGACAGUGUGGACGCGCUGGUUUUUCCAGGUGGCUUUGGCGUGGCAAAAAACCUGUCCAACUUUGCCACGGAAGGUGUCAAUUGUCAAGUUAUCGCAGAAGUAGAGAAGGUGAUCAAAGAAAGUCAUGCCAAAGGGAAACCCAUGGCUUUUUGUUGUAUUGCUCCUGUACUCGCAGCUCGUGUCUUGAAGAAGUGUGAGAUUACCUUAGGGUUACCAGGUGAUUUUUCGUCAUAUGAUGCUGUUAACGAAGAAUCUGGAAUGCAUGGCUUUUGCGUUUUACAUACUGGGUCCGGCGAAUGGCCUCAUUGUGGGGCGAUUGAGGCAGUGAAGUCAUGGGGUGUUACUCAUGAUGUUCAUGGAGUGUGCGUGGAUCAGCGCCAGAAGAUAGUUACCACACCCGCGUUCAUGUUCGAUACGCAGCAAUUUCAUGUGGUUUACGAUGGUAUCGGUAACAUGAUCCGGGAGCUGCUGAAAUUAGUUUAGGGAGACCAUAUGUUCAGUUUGACGCUACGGUCCUUGUCUACAGCUUUUCUUCUUGUGACGUAUGUAUACUGUACAUAAAUUUAUCAAAUCCUGGAAAAUUGUACUGGUCUUUCGAAUAUCCUAUCCACAUUUGAGCGAUUUUGGCUGUUAUUCAUUGCUUCUACGGAUUUUUUGAUUCUUGACACGAUUUUGCUUCCAAUUUGUGAUUCUGUGAACAGCUUUUUUGCUCGCUGUAUUUUUUGGUUUCGAGUGACGAAAUUCAUGCGUGAAUUUUUCUAUUUCAAAAGUUCGCGUUUGUAGCGUUGUUUCAACGAGCAUCGUGGCAAACAUCGAUAUAUGCACUGAGUAGAAAAUUUUGAUGGGUCACAGCUUUGACAGAUUAUGUUCAGAUCAAUCGCUGCGAUUUUUUAAGUAAUGUGCGCGUCUUUUCAUACAGGAGACGGUGGGAUUUAUGGAGUUCCAUAAGUUUGUCGCGUGUGUUCUCACAUUCGCGAUAGUUGCAAAUGUUUUCUUUAGUAUUGAUGCUUCUGGCGACGUCAGCUUGAAUGGAACUUCUUUGGUGUCGACAGCACCGAAUUUUACAUCAAUACUUCCUCUGUCUCAGAGCUCGGUCGCCUCGAAUGUGACUGCAGUUCCCGCUGUCAGCUCGACAACCGCGUCAAUAGUAUCCAGUGCCAGCCCUAAAGAUGUGGGUUUACCUGCGAAAGGAGCUGCGGAAGAGGAAAGACAUUCCUCGAUGGCCAUAUUCUUUGUGCUGUGCGUUGUUGGUCUGUGCAUUCUGUUGAUCCAUUUUAUGCUACAAACAAAAUUCCAGUACUUGCCGGAAAGUGUGGUGAUCGUUUUUCUGGGAGCGUCAGUGGGCUUGGUCAUGAAAAUCUUGUCCAAUAAUCAUGCUGGAAGUUGGCAGGAAGAGGAAUCGUUUAAGCCGAAUGUGUUUUUCUUGGUACUUCUACCGCCGAUCAUCUUUGAAUCUGGGUAUAACUUGCAUAAGGGAAACUUUUUUCAAAAUAUUGGCUCAAUACUGAUUUUCGCCUGCGUGGGAACAACUAUUUCAGCGCUCGUCAUUGGCUGUGGAUUGUAUCUCGUCGGACUUGCGAAUAUCAGCUAUCAGCUGGAAUUCACGAGUAGUCUAGCUUUUGGCUCCCUAAUUUCUGCGGUAGAUCCAGUUGCUACUUUGGCAAUUUUUCAUGCUUUGGAUGUGGACCCUGUCCUCAACAUGUUGGUAUUCGGUGAAAGCAUAUUGAAUGACGCCGUAGCUAUUGUCUUGACCAACACGGUUCUGGAUGUGAGAUCCCCGCUUUUGGCCAACAGCCCUGUAUCGGAAGUCGUGUGGUACGGUUUCAAGCGGUUUUGCAGCAUGUUCUUCGGAUCCGCUGCCAUUGGCGUGGCGUUCGCCCUGGUGUCAUCUCUGAUAUCCUUUUCAUUACUGUACUAUAGUUUCAUAAUUUACGCAGGAUUAAACGGAAGUUUGCAGUCGUUCUCCGUGUGUUGGCAUAUUGUUUGCUUAAUAUUAUGGGAAAAAUCACCUCACACUCGUCAAGCGUUUUUUUUUUUUUUUUUUUUUUCCCUGAAGAUAAUUAUUCAUCGUGAAGAUGAACUCUCAGUACAACAAAAUUGAAUAAGGAACUAAAGGAAAUUUGUUGUAAAGAAACCCUGUGUAACAUGGGGAGAGAACCGUCAGACGAAUUUCGUUGUUCUGAGAAAAAUUUUGUAGACAAGAUCGUUGUAGAGAGAGUCUAUCUGUAUUUUUUACGCUUUUCACUGCACUCUUGGAUGAUCGAAGAGAAAAUUAGAAGUACUGACAUCAGUUCAAAAUUCGCUGCAGUCGCUUGCAAAUAUGCGACCGCGAGCUUUUGACGUAUCCCUUGUAAAUUUGAUGAACCUGUUUAAAUCUGCGCAGCGAUUUCUCCUUGAUGGAUUUUGUUUCACUUGUUGAAGCAUGUUGACUUGAAAGCUCAUCCUUCUUUGGAGUUGGCGAUGAUGCUUCUCUUUUGUUACGCGCCAUACGGACUUGCGGAGGGCGUGCACUUGUCAGGCAUUAUGGCGAUUCUAUUCUGUGGAGUCGUGAUGUCCCAUUAUACCCACUUCAACUUGUCACCUGUGACGCAAAUUUCAAUGCAGUUGUUGCUGAGAACAAUUGCUUUCAUUGCUGAAACCUGUGUAUUUGCGUAUCUUGGGUUGGCCAUCUUUAGCUUUGAUCACGACGUUAAACCUGGUUUUGUGGUGUGGAGUUUAAUUUUGACCUUGCUCGGACGGGCAUGCAACGUUUUUCCGCUUGCCUUUAUGCUCAACAAAUUUCGGGACCACAAAAUCACACCCAAAAUGAUGUUUGUAAUGUGGUUCAGUGGUUUGCGUGGAGCUAUUGCGUAUGCUUUGGCGUUGCAUUUGGAGAUCGAUGCAGGAACUAAACGUGUCUUAGUCAGCACCACCUUGAUCAUCAUACUCUUCACCAUCCUGUUUCUUGGUGGCGGGACCAUGCCCCUAUUGAAGUUCUUGGAAUCGGGAAAAACUGAAAAGAAGCGACGGCGACGACGGAGGACAACUGGUACAGCUAAAGAGGGUGGAGUUUCUUUGUCGAAGACGAGAGAAAUUGGCCAUGCUUUGGACUCAGAAUACUUCUCCGAGUACACUGAGGAUGACCAACGUGGUGAUUCUCGACGUGCAUCCGAUGUCCCCGUAACGCGCUUACCCGCAUUUCUAAAACUUGACAAGGAAUUCCUGAUGCCGUUUUUUACUAGACACUAUACAAAACAGGAAUUGAAAGAGUGCAGAUCACAGAUGGUGCAAUUAACUGACAAAUGGUACCAGGCGGUGAGAACUUCUCCGUGUCUGGAAAGUGAAGACGAGGAAGAAAUUCUUGAUUUGACGGCAAAUGAUCAGACGGAACGUAACCCGUCAACUUCAGAUUUGCCGUAAUCGUGCAAUUUUCACCGCCGCGGUUGUGAUGAGUUUAAAUGACAAAGAUAUUAUUUUGCAUUGUGCUGUGAUCGCGUCACGCGUUGAUCCGUCAGUCGUGAUCGUUUCUAAAAUUCGUCAUGGGCAAGAAUUAUUCGAUCGCUUAUGGUGGAGUUUUACUACGUCAUAAUUAAUCAAGUUAAUGAUUUUGAUUCCGCAUUCCGACCGAAGAGUUGUUGUGAUUAGAAUUGAAUGCGUUGAAGGUGGCAAUGCAAGGGCAAUGAGUUUUA